CUCUCGUUUAACUUAUUUAUGAGUGACUCCAGAGAUAUGAAGACAUUUCUAAUGGUGUGUCACUUCGAGAAUAUAAUUAUAGAAGAGUGAGAGACAAGGAAAGUGCGGAUCUGUUCGCCAAUUAUGGAGAGUGCGGUGCAAACACUCAGUCCUAAUGAGUCGUUUAUCGAUGACUUUGAUUACGAAACCCGUGACCUCGUCUUCACUAUAAUGACGGCCACAAUACUCGCUGUCCUCACCCUUUGCACAGUUGUGGGCAAUGUCUUCGUCAUCGCUGCCAUACUUCUCGAGCGUAACCUCAGAUCUGUUGGCAAUUAUCUAGUCUUCUCGCUGGCUGUGGCCGACCUCAUGGUUGCCUGUCUUGUCAUGCCUUUGGGCGCCGUAUACGUGGUGUCGGGCGCCUGGACUCUGGGCGCCGGACUCUGCGAUGUGUGGACUAUAGCCGAUGUGUUGUGUUGUACCGCAAGUAUUCUUCAUCUGUUGGCCAUCGCAGUGGACCGUUUUUGGGCCGUAACUAACGUGGAUUACAUACACAACCGAAACGCCCGUCGUAUCGGAACCAUGAUAUUUGGCAUUUGGUUGGUGGCCGGCAUCGUGUCGUUGGCGCCGGUGUUGGGCUGGAAAGACCCGGACUUCUUCCGGCGCAUAGAAGAGGACAAGUCGUGUCUCAUAUCCCAAGACGUGUCAUAUCAAGUGUUCGCCACAUUCGCCACUUUCUACGUUCCUCUCGCUUUAAUACUAGUCCUCUAUUGGCGUAUAUUUCAGGUGAGACUCAACUUAAAGUUAGUGGCUCGGAAGCGGAUCCGACGAAAACCCGGCAAUAAAGUGGUUCUGGCGUUGAGGAAAACGUCUGAUAAGAUGUCCGAUAAGUCCGGAUCCACUCGUAGCCUAACAGUGCCUUCAACUAAUGAAUUGGUCACCAACUUCUCCAGUGAAGUGUCCACUUCGUCGCCAAACGCCAGUCCCGAUAGAGGGGCCGCCAAUAAUAACGGGUCUGUCGGCGAUAAAGUCGAUAUAUUGCCUAAAAAACGGUUACAUCAGAGGGAGUCUAUUGAAGCCAAACGGGAACGUAAAGCAGCAAAAACAUUAGCAAUCAUUACCGGUGCGAUAUAUACACUGUACCAGUGCUUUGCAAUUAGUCUGUUUGUGAUCUGUUGGCUACCCUUCUUCAUCGUCGCCCUAUUACUACCCCUUUGCGAGUCGUGUCGCGAAGAUCUUCCAAAUAUAGUUAAUAACAUUUUUUUAUGGUUGGGUUAUAUAAACAGUUGCGUUAAUCCUAUUAUAUAUACGAUUUUCAGUCCAGACUUUAGGACAGCAUUCAAGCGGAUGUUGUUGGGAAAGAAGGCCUAUCGCUCUCAACCCAAAUCACCCCAAAGAUUGGUGUUCCUAUUGCUGUCCACUCUGUUCGCCCUAACAGUGGGCACCGCAUGGAAAGGCGGCGGACAAUCAAAUUCGUUCAGAAAACAAGAU
Oppiella nova is the source of this 1470-nucleotide messenger RNA. Lineage: Eukaryota; Metazoa; Arthropoda; Arachnida; Sarcoptiformes; Oppiidae. The record is from the annotation of a GenBank genome assembly.